Molecule: messenger RNA, 4092 nt
Organism: Gamsiella multidivaricata
Lineage: Eukaryota; Fungi; Mortierellomycota; Mortierellomycetes; Mortierellales; Mortierellaceae
Product: chitin synthase-domain-containing protein
Exons: 3
Coding region: 1-4092 (1363 amino acids)
Cellular component (GO): cell septum; cell periphery
Molecular function (GO): chitin synthase activity
Source: RefSeq, a predicted model, not a curated record
AUGGAACAGCCAUAUCAGGAUCUGGAGAGCCAUACCCUGACAUAUGUCGAGCCCCAGAAUCGUCGUCAGUCACAGGGCGGCUUGACGGUCGACACCAACAUGCGGGGGCGCACGAAUUUCCGUCGGCAGAAAUCGCUCGUACGACCCGAGCGUGAGCGCGUAGACCGCAGCCAUCCUCAAUACUUUUACAGGAACGCGACGCAGAACCUUGAUGGUUCCCAUGUCAAGGUGCAGCCCUCCACAACAGGCACUGACCCCACCGGAGGAACUGUGCCUGGUCGGUCAGCUGGAGGCGUGCGCCGUGGCAAAAGUGUGCUGGGUCGCGAGAUUGAGAAGCCAGGACAGAUGCGCACAAAAACAAAAGCAUCGCCAUCCAAGCGCAAGAUCAUUGGCGACAUCAAGAAUCCGCUCAAGAAAGACAAGCGGGAAUGGCCCUCCAAGUGGAUCGUAUACUACAACGCCGUUACAUGCUGCUUCCCCGCAGCGCUCUUAAAGUCCUGUGGAAUGCACACGGCAGAGAUCCAGAGGGCAUGGCGCGAAAAGAUUGCAUUGGUGUCGCUGAUCAUUAUGAUGGUCGGGGCAGUUGCCUUCUUGACAUUCGGACUUCAACAGGCAUUGUGUCGAGAGGAACAGAGCGGAAAGUUCGUCGCUGGAUCGAGACCGGAGAAUGUUAUCGUCAACGGCAUGGGCUACUACUUCAACGCCGAGGAUACCGGAAAUGGCGAACCUGCUUGGAUGCACCCCACACUGAACAAGGACAUCUCGAGCGAGCCUAUCGACAUCAUGAACGACCCUACUUAUGGUGCCAAGGGUAUGGAUGCCUCGUUCUUGUUCCAGGAAGCCGCUGGAGGAGCCUGUGAGGGACUAGUUGCGCGCAACACACCCGCCACGCCUACAGACACCCAGGCCAACUACUACUUCCCCUGCGUUAUGAGAAACAUUAAUGGAGCUACUUCUGUUAAUGCGACUGUGGAUAAGUCCGGCGCUGCCUGUCACACUCCACCUGCAGACCGAACUUUCUGGAACACGCUCAAGAGCAAGUACAACGCUCCUGCCUAUUAUACAUGGGACAACAUCACGAAUCCGGACCGCAAUUUUUUUGCCUACGAUGGCGAUGUCAUUGAUGCAGAUAUUCUCAAGUGGAUCAAGCCCGAGUUCACCCUGGAUGAGGACAUGAACGCCCUGCGCAAUGGAUCCAUCCGUCUUCAAAGAGAUUUGUCGUUCCUCUUUGUGCAAAAGAAAAUGACCAAGAUCGGUGCCUGUCUUAAGCAGGUCGCCCGAGUCGGCGCCAUGGAUUCUAAGACGAUCGGGUGUGUGACCUCGGACGUUAUCACCUAUGUUUCUCUGGUCAUCAUCUUAGGAGUCGUCUUCAUCAAGUUCUUCCUGGCUGUCUUCUUUGGGUGGUUCCUGAGCCAUCGCCUGGGAGGAUUCGACAACGAAACUUACCAGGACCGCAUGAAGCGUGCGGAGCAAAUUGAGGCAUGGAGUUCAGAUAUUAGCCGGCCAGCCUUUGCCAACGGCAAACGCUCUACCAUUUUCCCAACGACAUCGCGAUUCACACCUACGCUGAACAACCCUGGUAUUGGAGCUGGUCUCUCGUCUUCAACUCUUGCCGUCCCCAAUGCAAGACCCAUGUCGACCUUCAACCGUCCUAACAGCAUCUUCAACAAGCCAUAUACACCACCAGGUUCUCCGGGUAUCAACCCUGCUUUCCUUUCUGCAUCGUCCGCUUCAAAUUCAUCCCUCAACCGUGGAUCCUACCUUAACCAGUCGCUGGGCCCCAACGGAACACCACCACCAUCGCCUCCUCCUCUGCCCAACCCCAUGAGACCCGCCAGCGUGAGCAGCUUUGGAGGUCUGCGCAACAUGUCCCGCCGCUCCUCAACAUCGUCUUCUACAGCUACCCCGGCCAGCAACUGCCCUGUGCCUGUUUCACCAUUUGUCAUUCCUCAACCUCCGGUAUCCUAUCAGCCUUUCAACUUCCCUCUGAUUCACACCAUGGCCCUGGUCACUUGUUAUUCAGAAGGCGUUGAUGGAUUGCGCACGACUUUGGAUUCGAUUGCUACGACAGACUAUCCCAACUCGCACAAGCUGAUUGUCAUUAUCUGCGAUGGUAUGAUUAUUGGAGCCGGCAAUAAUAUGUCGACGCCUGACAUCUGCUUGUCGAUGAUGCAGGACGAUCUUGUGCCCCGCGACGAAGUUAUUGCCCACUCGUACGUUGCCAUUGCUGAUGGUACCAAGCGCCACAACAUGGCUAAGGUGUACGCCGGGUUCUACAAGUACGAUGAUGAGACCGUCCCGGAUAAGAAGUUGCAGAAGCGCGUACCUGUGUGCCUGAUUGUCAAGGUCGGAGGUCCCACCGAGCAGAACAUGCCUAAGCCCGGAAACCGAGGCAAGCGCGAUUCUCAGAUUAUUCUGAUGGGCUUCUUGCAGCACGUCAUGUUUGACGAGCGCAUGACUUCGUUCGAGUACGAGCUCUUCAACACGAUCUGGCGCCUCACUGGUGUUGCUCCAGACCGGUACGAGAUUAUUCUCAUGGUGGAUGCCGAUACGAAAGUCUACCCUGACUCUUUGUCCCGUAUGAUUGCAGCGAUGGCUCACGACCACGAAAUCAUGGGACUCUGUGGAGAGACCAAGAUUGCCAACAAGACCGACUCAUGGGUCAGCAUGAUUCAAGUCUUUGAGUACUAUAUUUCACAUCAUAUGUCCAAGGCCUUCGAGUCCAUGUUCGGAGGUGUGACCUGUCUGCCAGGAUGUUUCUGUAUGUACCGCAUCAAGGCGCCCAAGGGACCCAACGGCUACUGGGUGCCCAUUCUGGCGAACCCGGAUAUUGUCGAGCAUUAUUCUGAGAACGUUGUCGACACGCUUCACAAGAAGAACCUGUUGUUGCUGGGAGAAGAUCGAUACCUCAGUACGCUCAUGUUGAGGACGUUCCCUAAGCGUAAGAUGAUGUUUGUCCCUCAGGCGAUCUGCAAGACUGUUGUGCCGGAUACGUUCAAGAUUCUGCUUUCACAGCGCCGUCGCUGGAUCAACUCGACAAUCCACAACUUGAUGGAGUUGGUCCUCGUCCGCGAUCUUUGCGGUACCUUCUGCUUUUCUAUGCAGUUUGUCAUUUUCAUGGAGUUGGUCGGAACAGUCGUAUUACCUGCUGCUAUUUCGUUCACUAUCUACCUGGUCACGAUCUCGAUCUACGGCGCGAUCUCACACGACCCGAAGGUUCCCAAUACGACGGUGCCCUUGCUUCUGCUGGCUGCCAUUCUUGGAUUGCCUGCCGUGUUGAUCGUGAUGACCUCGCGCAAGAUGGUCUAUGUCGGCUGGAUGAUGGUGUACCUAUGUUCGAUCUUUGUCUGGAACUUUGUGUUGCCUGCUUACGCUUACUGGCACUUUGACGACUUUUCUUGGGGUCAGACACGUAUGGUUGCUGGAGAAGUUGCCGGAGCGGACCAUGGUGGCAAGGAAGGUCAAUUCGACAGCUCGCACAUCACUAUGAAACGUUGGGGCGAGUGGGAGAAGGAGCGCCGCAAGAAGGCCGCCAUCUUGGCUGGUUUGCCCACGCCCCAGUUCAUGGUCUCGGACUCUGAGGAUUGGAUGAGCCAGGUCAGGGAGGAAGAGUUAUCGGACGAGAGCUCGAGCUCGCGUAGGACUGGAGACAGCGCACAGCCAUUUGCCAGGCAUAUGACCACAGGUUCCUCCGGUUCGACGGGUGGCUAUUCGCUUUCAGACACCAUGGUCUACCCAGGAUCCGGUUUGGAUUCGAUCCCAUUGUUGAACAUGCACGCGCCAGCACCUGGUGGAACGAUAGGAAGACAAAGCGUGGCAUUCAUCGGCUCACAUAAUCCGUUUGAAGGUCCAGACCGGAACUCGACCCUGACUCCACCAGGGAUGAGUUAUACUCCCAACCGUCAGCACACGCCCUCGCCAAAGCUGGGUAGUAAUCUGGUGGGAGCAAGUUACACACCGCCGCCUCUACCACCAAGCGGUCCUCGCUUGAAUUCGAUUGACACACGGGCAGCGUCACCAACCCCACUUCUGAGUGGCAGCAAUACCACUGAUUCGAGGACAGCGUUGCCAAUGCCACGACAGGAUUUUUAA